Molecule: messenger RNA, 2283 nt
Organism: Camellia sinensis
Lineage: Eukaryota; Viridiplantae; Streptophyta; Magnoliopsida; Ericales; Theaceae
Product: protein IQ-DOMAIN 13
Molecular function (GO): protein binding
Source: RefSeq, a predicted model, not a curated record
UCUCUCUCUCUCUACCCAUUUCAGACCAUGAUAUUUCAUACCAUGAUAUGAUAUGAUCAACCCAAGCAAAAAAACAAAAAUUAAAAAAUCAGAAAAAAGGUGAGAAAGGUAGGAAGAAAAAGUAAAAACCUUGCAAGGAAGAACCAGAUUCUAAGUUCUCUAAAGAGACUUGGUAAAAAGCAGAGUCUGAACCCAAAAUUCUUCACUAUUAUGAAGGGUAGAAGCAUGUUAUGGUGUGCUUCAGGAGAGGGAGGUUAGAGAGAGAAACUAAUUAAGAGUUUUAGGUUCAUCUCUCUCUUCUUCCACAGUUGCUUUCUUUUUUCCUGGUUCAGCUUUCUGAAAGGUGUUUGGAAGAAUGGAAAAUAACUUCUUCAGGGAGGAAAAGUGAUGCUAGAAACAUGGGGAAGAAGGGAAGUUGGUUUUCUGCAAUCAAGAGGGUUUUCAUACCCAGUUCUAAGGAGAAGCCUGUAAAUGGAUCGGAGAAGAAAAGUUCCAAGGAAAAGAAGAAGGGGCGAGGAAUAUUGAGGCAUGGAGAGACGAAAUCAUUCAUUCCCCUCUUCAGGGAGCCGAGCAGUAUUGAGAAAAUCCUCGGGGAAGUAGACCAACAGAACAUACUUAUUGGGCCAUCCACGCCUGCUGAGGAACCAAAACCAGCACCUUUGGUGGUCCCCCGGGCUGCCUCUCCUAGGGUUGCUUCUCCAAAAGUUGUGUCUCCUAGAGCUACUUCUCAACGUGUUACGUCUCCCAGAGCCUCUGUUCAACGAGUUACGUCUCCCAGAGCUGCUUCACCACGUGUUGCUUCUCCUAAAGCGGCUUCUUCAAGAGCUUUUGUUCAGCAUCACCAUAAGGAAGUCAGCUACAGGCCAGAACCGACUCUAAGAUUCCACCAUAUUUCUGCCACCAAGAUCCAAGCAGCCUAUAGAGGCUACAUGGCAAGGAGGAGCUUUAGAGCUUUGAAGGGUCUUGUGAGGCUUCAGGGAGUGGUGAGAGGCCAGAAUGUGAAGCGACAAACUGUGAACGCCAUGAAAAUGAUGCAACUCUUAGUGCGCGUUCAAACUCAAAUUCAGUCGCGCAGGAUCCAGAUGUUAGAAAACCAAGCAAUCCAACGUCAAUCUUACAAGAACGACAAGGAAUUAGAGAGUAACUUCGGCAAAUGGACUGCAAGCCAGUCUGAGGCAGGUCAUCAAGGAGACUGGGAUGAUAGCUUGCUGACAAAAGAGGAAAGAGAGGCAAGGCUGCAGAAAAAGGUGGAGGCAAUCUUCAAGCGAGAAAGAUCAAUGGCUUAUGCAUAUUCCCACCAGUUGUGGAAAGCCAAUCCUAAAUCAGCUCAAACAUCGCAAACGGACAUCCGGUCCGGUGGUUAUCCUUGGUGGUGGAACUGGUUGGAACGCCAACUACCUCCUCCCACAAACCCUCCCGAAACUCAAUCCAUAAAGUCUUUGCACCCUAGUCCUCUGAGGCCUACUCUUGAGCCAAAACCGAGCCCACGACCCGCAUCUGUCAACUACAAGCAACAGAAUAUUGGGUAUGACAGUCUUGAAGUAACGACGCCAAUGUCGACAAGAUCAGCAGUACCUGCAAGAACUAAGCACCUCUUUACACCUACCAAUAGAACACCACCGCGACACAGCUCUGGUCUGAAUCUGAGAUAUUCAAAACCAAGAACUAGUGCUGCUAAUUCUGCCUUUGAUAUGGCAAUGAAGGAUGACGACAGCCUCACGAGCUGCCCCCCAUUUUCUGUUCCAAACUAUAUGGUGCCGACUGUUUCGGCAAAAGCUAAAGUGAGAGCGGGUAGCAACCCGAGGGAGAGGUUUCCAGGAACUCCGAGCAGUGUUGGUGGAGGUGGCGGUGGCGAUUCGAAGAGGAGGUUUUCGUUUCCUCUAACACCGAACAUUGGGUCUUUCAAGUGGAACAAAGGAGGGUCAAGCAAGGAAUCAACAACUCCACAGAGGGUGUUGGAAAAGCAUUCUUCUUUGCAAUCUAUAGAUGAUUUGAGUAUUGAUUCAACCAUUUCUAUGCCUGCUGCUGUUGGGAGGAAACCGUUUAACCGAUUCGUGUGAUUGCUUUUUUCGUUUUCUUAAUUUUGGAUUUGUUAACCUUUUUCUGUUAUAACUAUAUUGGGGCUUUUCUGAUUAUUCUUUUUUUUUGCAAUACUGAAGUUGUGUGUUGUUAUAAUUACUACAAAAUACUGAUCAUAUGUAUAAUAAUAAAGAAACAGUAGGAAAUGAUGAUGGGUUUGAAUGGAAGAGGAUUUGGGUUUUUUAAAAAUGUAGUGUGUUCGCA